Molecule: messenger RNA, 1140 nt
Organism: Anisakis simplex (herring worm)
Lineage: Eukaryota; Metazoa; Nematoda; Chromadorea; Rhabditida; Anisakidae
Source: the annotation of a GenBank genome assembly
AUGGGAAACAGUAAUGGAAAGAAUGACGCCACUAAUAAUGAAAAGACAUCAUUGGAUCAAGAAACGUGUGUUUGGAUUAAGCAGCAAUUCAAGAAAAUAGCACCAAACACCGAUCUGCACAGUUUUCUGUUAACAUGUCAGAGUUUCAUUCGAUUUGCUGAAAUGGUUUUGGGUGAUUAUGAUCAACAAGCCGAAAUAAUUCUUAAAUUCGGAGAACCACUAGAAAAGAUAAUCGAAGGCAUUGUUUCGUCGUUCCUGAAAUGUGAAGGGUGUGUGGACGACUCACAGUCGCAGUCACUUCUUGUUGAAUAUAUCCUGAAAGGAACACCAGAGCAACAACAACCCUCUACAGUUGACACCAUAUCAAAACGUCUGUCACAUUCAACAGUAUUUCCAACUUUGUGCAAAUAUGUUUUCGAGACAUUGCUGUUCGGUUAUACCAAUAAGUUAUUACCGUCCAUCAAAGAACGCACUUUAUUAACAUCUGCCGCAUUACUACUAAUCACUCUUCAACUACCACACCAGUCAAGGAAUCAGUGGAAGUUGUUGUUUUCGAGUCGUAUUCAUGGUGAAAGUUUCUCAAAACUGUUGAAAGCAGUGGAUGGAACAGGUGCAUGCGUUGUUAUCGUCGAAACAACUCAAGGCCGUGUUUUUGGCGGAUUUGCGAAUGAGGGUUUCGUGUGUGGACCUCAGUACAGUGGUGAUCAGCGUUGCUUCUUAUUUGAGGAUCGUCAUAGCGUGAACAUAUUCAACGCGACUGGUUUCAAUGAGCAUUUCGCGUAUCUUAACCAUAUGCAGCAGACAUUGCCGAAUGGACUGGGUAUUGGAGGUGCUGACGAGAAUUGGUCGUUGUUUCUGAGGGAAGAAUUCGGUAAAGGAAUAUCAUCGGCCAAUAUAAGUACGUUCGAGAAGUGCUGGUUGGCUGGUGAGAAUGAAUUCGACGUACACAAUGUGGAAAUAUGGCGGAUUGGAAUGGCAAAGAAACGAAGACGUUAUGACAGUGAAGGGAAUGAGAUCAUCGAACAGAAAGAGAUCUCUGCGCUGGAUCGAGAUCCUGAAGCAGUGGCAGUGAUGGAGAUGAGUGGUAAACACAUGCACAGCGAUGGGCUGCGUGAACCGCAGCAAAUUGACGACGAGUAG